AUGGCUCCCACGGCUGCCAAGAAGAAGAUUGCCAUCAUGACCUCGGGAGGUGACUCCCCAGGCAUGAACGGCGUAGUCCGCGCCGUAGUCCGAACCGCCCUCCACAUGGGAUGCGAACCCUACUGCAUCUACGACGGAUACGAAGGCUUGGUAGUAGGCGGGGACCAGAUCAAAAAGGCAGAAUGGGGUGAUGUGCGCAACUACCUUGGCCAAGGCGGUACUCUGAUUGGAACCCGCCGCUGCAUGGCCUUUUACGAACGACCCGGCCGUUUGACUGCUGCCAAGAACAUGAUUCUCAACGGAAUUGAUGCCCUGAUCAUUUGCGGUGGUGACGGUUCCCUCACUGGUGCUGACAAGUUCCGCGCCGAAUGGCCUUCUCUGAUCGAGGAGCUUGUUUCCUCCGGCCAGCUCAAGAAGGAGCAGGUUGACCCUUACAGACACCUCAACAUUGUCGGUUUGGUUGGAUCCAUUGACAAUGACAUGUCGGGCACCGAUGCCACCAUUGGAUGUUACUCUGCCCUCGAGCGCAUUUGCGAAAUGGUCGAUUACAUUGAAGCCACGGCCUCGUCCCACUCAAGAGCCUUCGUUAUCGAGGUCAUGGGUCGCCACUGUGGCUGGCUGGCUCUCAUGGCCGGUGUUGCGACAGGCGCCGACUUUAUCUUCAUUCCUGAGAAGCCUAGGGAGGAGAACUGGGAGGAGGAAAUGUGUGAUAUUGUGAAGAGGCACCGAAGCUUUGGAAAGCGCAAGACCAUUGUCAUCAUUGCCGAGGGCGCCAACGACAGCAAUGGCAAGAAGAUCACAUCCGAUAUGGUCAAGGACCUGCUCGCAGACAAGAACGGACUCGCUCUGGACACUCGAAUCACAACACUCGGUCACGUCCAGCGUGGCGGUACCGCCGUUGCCUACGACAGAAUGCUGGCUACCCUCCAGGGUGUGGAGGCCGUCAAGGCUGUUCUGGAGGCUACCCCCGAGACCGAGACCUGCUUUAUUGCCAUCAACGAAAACCAGAUCUGCCGCAAGCCAUUGAUGCAGGCUGUCAAGGAUACCAAAGAGGUCGCAAAGGCAGUUGACGAGAAGCAAUUUGAAAAGGCAAUGGGUCUCCGUGACACUGAGUUCGCCGAGAUGUUCAGCUCUUACAUGAUGACCACAAACGUCAGAGUGGAUGACCACCAUCUGCCGGAGAAGGAGAGAAUGAAGAUUGGCUUCAUCAACGUUGGCGCCCCUGCUGGUGGUAUGAACGCUGCUGUGCGCGCUGGUGUUGCUUACUGUCUUUCGCGCGGCCAUGAACCCGUCGCCAUCCACAAUGGCUUUGCCGGAUUCGCUAGGCAUCAUGGCGAUAAGCCCGUCGGAGCCGUGCGACCUUUCGACUGGCUGGAGGUUGACAGCUGGGCCAGCAAGGGAGGAUCGGAAAUCGGUACCAACCGAGAACUUCCUGCGGAGUCAGGCAUGGAGCUCAUCGCCAACCUGAUUGAAAAGUACGAGUUUGACGGACUUUUCCUCGUCGGUGGCUUCGAGGCUUACCACGCUGUUUCGCAACUGCGCAAGGCCAGAGAGCUUUACCCCUCUCUGUGCAUUCCCAUGGUCCUCUUGCCAGCUACGAUCUCCAACAACGUUCCUGGGUCAGAAUACUCACUCGGCUCUGACACUUGCCUGAACGAGCUUGUACAGUACUGCGACAAGAUCAAGCAGUCCGCUUCCGCCACGCGUCGUCGUGUAUUUGUUGUCGAGACGCAAGGUGGUAAGUCUGGAUAUAUCGCGACCCUUGCUGGCCUCAGUGUUGGCGCGAGCGCUGUUUACACACCAGAGGAGGGUAUGGACCUCGAAAUGUUGGCCGCAGACGUUCGCCAUCUCCGCGAGAUCUUCUCCAAGGAUAAGGGCCAGUCUUCAUCUGGACGCUUGAUCCUCAUCAAUGAGAAGGCUGACGAUGUGUUCAACGCCAAGCUCAUCGCAGACAUCAUCCGCAAGGAGGCGCGCGGCCGAUUCGAAUCUCGUGACAGCAUCCCCGGUCACGUCCAGCAGGGUGGCGUUCCCUCGCCCAUGGACAGAUGCCGUGCCGUCAGACUGGCAAUCAAGUGCAUGCAGCACCUCGAGGAGUUCCAGCCCAAGUCGCACAACAGGUGUAAGAGGGAUCCCAUGAGCGCCUCCGUCAUUGGUAUCAAGGGUGCCAGCGUCACAUUCACGCCCAUUUGGGAUCUCGAGGACCACGAGACGGACUGGAAGAACCGCCGGCCCAAGAACGUCCAUUGGGCGCACAUGGGCGAUGUGGUCAACAUGCUGUCCGGCAGACCUCUUCACCACACGCCGGAGAAGCCGAUUACCGGUCUCAAGGCAAAGGAUGUCAAGAGAGGCCUCGACGACUAA
Messenger RNA from Colletotrichum godetiae, 2361 nucleotides. Its product is annotated as 6-phosphofructokinase. Bases 1 to 2361 code for a protein of 786 amino acids. Gene Ontology annotation, cellular component: 6-phosphofructokinase complex; cytoplasm; mitochondrion. Lineage: Eukaryota; Fungi; Ascomycota; Sordariomycetes; Glomerellales; Glomerellaceae. The record is from RefSeq and is a predicted model, not a curated record. Gene Ontology annotation, molecular function: fructose-6-phosphate binding; ATP binding; monosaccharide binding. Gene Ontology annotation, biological process: fructose 6-phosphate metabolic process; fructose 1,6-bisphosphate metabolic process; canonical glycolysis. The transcript is spliced from 3 exons.